Rotaria sp. Silwood2 is the source of this 600-nucleotide messenger RNA. The record is from the annotation of a GenBank genome assembly. NCBI's taxonomy places the organism in Eukaryota, Metazoa, Rotifera, Eurotatoria, Philodinida, Philodinidae.
AUGGUUUCGAUGUUAACUGGAGAAUUUGGUUUUGAAAAUUUAUUUUAUACAGAAGGAAAAUCUGUACGUGGCACAACAAUGGCAAAAAUUAUUUUUACAACUUUUGUUUUCGUUGUACAUAUUUGUGUUAUGAAUAUUUUGAUUGGUUUAGCCGUUAGUGAUGUAAACGAUUUUCAAAUAAAUGCUAAACGAGAAAAUUUACGUUCAAGAAUUCGAACAGUAUUGAAUUUUCAAGCAAAAUUUGAUACAAUUUGUGAUGCAUCAUCAAAAUUAAUAUUUGCUCUUGCGCGUUAUUUUUCUCAAUUAAUAAUUAAUGCAAAAUUUGAUGUAUCAAAACUAUCAAUACAUAUGAAACCAAUUCAAAUAUCAAAUCAUGCAACAAAUCAUAUUCAUUGUCGUGUUGGAUAUGUAACAAUGAAAAACCCAAAUGAAACUCUAUCUAAUAUUACUCGAAAAAAAGAAAAUAUGCAAGAAAUUCAUAAUGAAAAAUUAAUGCAUAAAGUUAAUCAAAUUCGUGAAGAAAUUGAUAAAACACAAUUAAGAUUCACACAAGAACUUUAUCGAUUAACAUUAAAUCUAUCAAAACUGUUUGAAAAAUAA